AUUCACGGUUAGCUUCUCUCUCUUUAUCUCUCAAUUUUCUCAAUUUUCGACUUUCCUUGCAAGAUUAGGGCAUUCAAAACUCAAUACUUACUAAUCCUCCAAAGUCUCUGGCUUCUUUCCCACUUCCUUCACCGGAGGCUAUUACUUUCUCGUUAUUAGGAUGGCGUUGCAGGAUAGGUUAGACAAGUUCAAGAAACAGCAAGAGAAGUGCCAAGCGACACUGUCAAGCAUUGCAGCAAGCCAAAAAUCUGCCUCACAUGGUUCGGCCAAUGGAAAAAACGUGCCCUCUGCGGUUAAGUUUUCGAACGACACGGAGAGGCUCCAGCAUAUUAACAGCAUACGUAAAGCCCCCGUGGGUGCUCAGAUGAAGCGUGUUAUUGAUCUCCUACUAGAGACAAGACAAGCUUUAACACCGGAGCAGAUAAACCAGUCGUGCUAUGUUGACAUAAAGGCUAACAAAGAUGUCUUUGAGAAUCUUAGGAAAAACCCGAAAGUGAAUUAUGAUGGCCAACGAUUCUCUUACAAGUCAAAGUACGGGCUUAAGGACAAAACAGAACUUCUUCAACUGAUACGUAAGUAUCCUGAGGGCCUUGCUGUUAUUGACUUAAAGGAUGCUUACCCCACUGUGAUGGAAGACUUGCAGGCUUUGAAAGCUGCGGGGCAGAUUUGGCUACUGUCCAACUUUGAUUCACAGGAAGACAUUGCCUACCCUAACGACCCCAAAUUGCACAUUAAGGUGGAUGAUGAUCUAAAACAGCUUUUCCGGAGUAUUGAAUUGCCUCGUGAUAUGAUUGAUAUAGAGAAGGAUCUUCAAAAGAAUGGAAUGAAGCCCGCCACCAACACUGCAAAGAGGAGGAGUGCAGCACAAAUUCAAGGCAUUUCUUCCAAGCCCAAGCCUAAGAAGAAGAAGAGUGAAAUCAACAAGAGAACGAAGCUGACCAAUGCUCAUCUUCCAGAGCUUUUUCAAAACCUGAACAAUUCCUGAUUAGCUCUCAACUAGUGUUGGAUUAGUUCAAAUAGAUAAUGUAUCAGACAGACUAAACUAGAUUAGUAGACUGAAAUAGUCAGGAGGUUCUUGCUGCUCUGUCCUAGUCUUAUUUGUUUACAAUUUUUAUUUUUUAUUUUAUACAUCAAGGCUGUAGCUAAUGGUCUGUUGUGAUCUGUAACAACUCGUAAUAAUUUGUGAAUCCUUGUAUAUUAAACCAUGUUAUAUUAAUUUUCUUAGUCUUGUAA
Vigna angularis (adzuki bean) is the source of this 1233-nucleotide messenger RNA. RefSeq lists its product as uncharacterized. Gene Ontology annotation, cellular component: transcription factor TFIIE complex. Gene Ontology annotation, biological process: transcription initiation at RNA polymerase II promoter. The coding region runs from base 161 to 985 and encodes 274 amino acids. The record is from RefSeq and is a predicted model, not a curated record. The transcript has 5 exons. Lineage: Eukaryota; Viridiplantae; Streptophyta; Magnoliopsida; Fabales; Fabaceae.